AUGAAUCAGGGUGAAGUGAUGCCAUUACUGAAGCAGCUCCUGCUCCUCGCUGCUCUCCUCCUCCUGUCCGUUGUUCCCACUGAAACUGAAGUGGUGACAUCAGUGGAAGACUGUAAUAAGUUUUUUCUGAAGUCUGAAACUCCACCAAACAUCAUGAAAAUUUUGGAGGGAGGGAAGAUCCUGGACCAAAACAGAUACAAAUGGAUUUGUCAGAGUUAUAAGGACUUCAAAACAUUUGUGACGCUCUACGACACCCAGAACAAGAUUCCAGUUUUUUCUGCUGCAAAGUUCAAUGGGAGCACACCUCGAAGACCCAACAUCCCAUGGAUGAUUGAACCACAGCUUGAAAACAUAACUGACAAUUCAAAUAUGAGAAGAUCAAACGACACUAUCAACUACAACUACCAGGCUGGGAACAAAGACUAUAAAACCAACCAAGGGUUUGACAGAGGACACUUGUUUCCAAGCUCUUACGGAUUUACUGAUUUAGAAAAAAAAUCUACUUUUACUCUGACUAACAUUGUUCCACAAAAAGCUAGAUUCAACCAGGUAAGCUGGAACAGAAUGGAGGAAUGCAUCAAAUGUGUUUUGAAUGAAUAUUGCUUUAACAACAAUGGCAAUAUAGAAGGCUUUGUAGUUAUCGGAGCACAGCCCAGCAACAACGGUCCCAACAACAGUCUCAACAACAGGAUCAAUAUUCCUUCAGUGCUCUGGUCGGCCUUCUGCUGCUACAGUCACAGUCAGAACAAAUGGCUGGCAAGUGCACACUGGGGCAACAACACAGAUCAUGGCCCUGAACAUCUGGAUACAAAGACCUUGGGAGAACUCCACGCAGAGCUGGGAAUUGAAGACACAGCUGCGUUUGAUUAG
Molecule: messenger RNA, 870 nt
Organism: Neolamprologus brichardi
Lineage: Eukaryota; Metazoa; Chordata; Actinopteri; Cichliformes; Cichlidae
Source: RefSeq, a predicted model, not a curated record